This is a messenger RNA of Syzygium oleosum, 1819 nucleotides long. Its product is annotated as cytochrome P450 CYP82D47-like. Gene Ontology annotation, biological process: defense response to other organism. The transcript is spliced from 3 exons. The record is from RefSeq and is a predicted model, not a curated record. Lineage: Eukaryota; Viridiplantae; Streptophyta; Magnoliopsida; Myrtales; Myrtaceae. Gene Ontology annotation, molecular function: iron ion binding; oxidoreductase activity, acting on paired donors, with incorporation or reduction of molecular oxygen; monooxygenase activity. Bases 128 to 1729 code for a protein of 533 amino acids.
UUGGACUCUAAAAUUCUAAACGCUCAAUUUCUUCCACUAGAAACUGCGAGGAAAGCAGCUAAUGAGCUCUUAAAAGGAAAUUUUUCCAGAUAAACUCUGUCCUGCUAUACUUCAGGAAUCAUUCAUCAUGCCAAUUCUGAUUGAGUUGCUGAUAAUUCUGAUCUCAACCUUGACCCUGCUAACGGCCAUCUCUCUCUACCGAUCACACAAGUCCAAAGACCAUCGUGAUGCGCCUGAAGCCAAAGGUGGUUGGCCUAUUUUCGGCCACCUUCCUCUGUUCGGCAGUAAGGACCUGAUGCACAAAAAGUUGGGUUCCAUGGCCGAAAAGUACGGACCAAUUUUUGCCAUAAGGUUAGGCUCUCAUCGAGCAAUCGUGGUGAGCAGUUGGGAAGUAGCUAAGGAGUGUCUCACCGUCCAUGACAAGGCCUUCGCCGAUCGGCCGUUGAUCACCGCCACGAGGCUCAUGGGCUACAACGGUGCCAUGUUCGGCUUCGGUCCUUACGGAGAAUACUGGCGAGAGAUGCGCAAGAUUGCGAUGAUUGAGCUCCUCUCGAACCACCGGCUUGACUCACUGAAGCACAUACGAGUUCUUGAGGUCGAGACCGCAAUAAAAGACUUGUUCAAGGCCUGGAUCGAAAAGGGCAAGCCCAGAAGUGGGGUCUUAGUGGAAAUGAAGUCUUGGUUAGCAGACCUGAUGCUCAAUAUAUCGGUGAAAAUGGUAGGAGGGAAGAGAUACAGUGGUUCAAACGCAGACUGUGAUGACACCGAGGCAAAUAGGUGCAAAAGGUCAAUUAAGAGGUUUUUCGAUCUGUUCGGGGUCCUCGUGUUGUCAGAUGCGAUCCCAGCUCUUGGUUGGUUGGACUUAGGUGGCUAUAAACGAUCGAUGGAUGAGACCGCAAAAGAGUUGGAUGUAUUGGCUCAGGGGUGGCUAGAGGAUCAUAGAAGGAAGAGGCUGUCCUGCCCCGAUGGCGAUAGAGAGCAAGAUUUCAUGGAUUUGAUGAUGAACGUCCUCGAAGGUGGGAAUUUUCCAGAUUUCGACGCCGAUACAGUUAUUAAGGCAACUUGUUUGAACAUGAUAAUAGGGGGGACCGACACUUUGACGGUGGCGCUCACUUGGGCGCUAUCGCUGCUAAUGAACAACCGCCGUGCUUUGAAGAAGGCACAACAAGAGCUGGACACCCAUGUCGGCAAGAGUAGGCCCGUGGAAGAGUCUGAUGUGAAGAACUUGACCUACCUCCAAGCCAUCGUCAAGGAAACAAUGCGUUUGUAUCCACCGGCGCCAAUGAGCGGUCCUAGAAGGUCCAUGGAAGAGUGCACCCUAUCCGCUGGCUUCCGCAUUCCUGCAGCUCUUAUACCCUGUGAUUGGUUAGGUACGCGAUUGCUGUUGAACAUCUGGAAAAUACAGAGGGACGAGCGCAUAUGGCCCAACCCGGACGAGUUCGAGCCCGAGAGGUUCCUCACAACGCAUGAGAAUGUGGACAUGAGAGGUCAUAACUUCGAGCUCAUCCCCUUCGGUGCGGGGAGGAGAUCCUGCCCCGGAACGUCACUGGCUCUUCACACAGUGCACUUGACGCUGGCUAGCUUGCUGCAGAGUUUCGAAAUCAGCACAGUCUCGGACGAAGUCAUGGACAUGACCGAGAGCCCCGGCUUGCUGAAUAUGAAGGCGAGCCCGCUUGAAGUUAUGCUAAUUCCACGCCUAGAUCAAAAAGUUUAUCAGAGAGGCGAGUAGGAGAACAUGUAAUCUUUUGUCUAUAGUUAGUACCUCACUAUGAGGAGAUCCUGAAGCUCCAUUUUCUCUUGAAAAGCAAACUUGAAUGCA